AUGAACAACAACAACAAUAGCAUGCUUCCUCCUCCUUCUCUCUCCAAAGAUGAUAGCGUUCUCGGAAUGAACCGAACCGAACGACUCCGAAGGCAACAUUCACAAAUGCAACGACCUAAUAUGCCUGUUACACCCACACUCCCUAAAACCUCUCACUUUCAAACUUCAUCCAUGGACAACAAUAGAAAUCCUCAACUACAACCACCACCAACACAACAAUUACAAGUCUCUCAAGUCCACAAUACACAACAAGGGACCUCCUUUACCAUUGAACUCGAUUCAUCUGUGCCCAAGAAGACUCUUCCUCCUCACUUGGCCGAACGUUUGAGUAAACGAACAAGUGUUCCCAAAACUGUAAAAGACUCGGAGAUGGGUGGAGUGGAAGAUCAGACGACGACUACUGCCAUGAAUACUCAAUCAACAACUACAAGAAAAUCCAUGGGUGCUACUUCCAAUUCUGCCAGGUCCAGCAUUUUGGAAUUCCAGAAAAGAAAGAGUUUGGGUUUGAGACAGACGAGUCUCUUUAACAAGUCGUCCAACACAUCAUCUUCUGUCAUGAAUACAUCAAACACUGAACAAGGAGGAUCUCAAGGCCUUACGUAUACAACCUUUGACACGGUGGCUAAUCAUGGACUCACACUCGAUGAUGACCUUGAAAUUGGUUUCGAAAAUAAGAAUAAUGGAUCUCCUUUGUUAUCCAUGCCAAAUCAACAACUGCCUCAACAACCACCUCAACAACCACCUCAACAAGGAUCUUUUGGAACGAUGAUGGCACCUCCUUCACAACCUCCUCAAGUUGUUUCCUCUCAGCAGCAGCAAGAACAACAGAUGCAAUUCAAUGCUCAACCCAUGACACAAGCUUCACCCAGUGCAUCUCAAAUCACUUUUGGAUUUUCUUCUCAACAGCAACACCCUUCUUCGUCGUCGAUGACACCAUUUGGUAAUUUCUCCUUUACCAACUCGCAACAAGCUGUUGCUUCUUCUCAGCAACCUUCAUUUACUUUUGGUCAGCAACAACAAACAACUUCGACAACACCUCAAACAUUUGCCAAUUCAAUGAAUGAUAGUAUGAGCUUGGGAAAUACUCAAAGUCAACAAGAGCAAGAACGAUUAGAACAAGAAAAGCUCAAGCAACAACAACAACAACUAGCGAUGGAACAACAAAUGCAACAACAACAACAGCAACUUCAAGAGCAGCAACGUCAACAACAAUUGUUUGAGCAACAACAAAUGUGGCAUGCCCAACAAGCUCAACAACAACAGCAAGAAUCCUCUCAACAACCAUUUCCUCAAUUAUAUCCCUCUGUCACUCCACCAAAUUUCUCUCCUCUUAUACUGCCAAGCCAACUGCCUGAAGAAAGCCAACGACUGUUUUAUGAAAUGCAAAUUCAAAGAGCAGAGUUGGAGAGAGAACGCCAAGCUCAUAUGGAAAUGAUAUUAAGAGAGAGAGCAGAGAUUGAGAUGACUAAGGAAAUGCUUCAGCGUCAACAAAUGGAGUUACAAGCAAAGAUGCAAGAAAUUGAGCGAUUGAAGCAAGGAGGGCUUCGAAAGAAUGGGUGUGCCUCUCCUGAUGAUGAUGAACGAAAAAAGGAAGUUGAGGCCCGACGAAUCGAAAAGAGAAAUAUCCAGAGAACAGAAAUUUUAAAAUCAAAACGUGAACUUAAUUUGUUAAAUGUUGACAAGCUGUCUCGAGCUUCCAGAGAAAAGCAAAGAGCAGAACGAGAAGAAGAAAAGAAGAGAGUGAGAUCUUUUUUACCUGCCAAUAUUUUCUCUCCUCCUAAACACAAGCCAUCCCAUGACACUCUCAACAAAAGAGCUUCAAUGUACACUGGAACAAGCAUGAGAAGUCCUCCUUCAUCAAGAGCAAUGACAUCAAGCGAGUCUAUUGCAAGAAGUUCGCAUUCAUCCUCCAAUAAGAUGACCUCAAGUGGACCUUAUCUUGGUCAGAUACCAACGAAUAGUUUGCAAACUCCACAAAGUACAACCAGUUCUUUACGAUCCUUUGCUUCCAAAACAAGCAGCGUUCGUAGUAUGGAGGCAUCUCCUGGAAUUAGCAAGAGAAAGCAAAUGGUUUUGGAAAAAACAAGACGAAAAGCAGAAGAAUUUACAAGAAAGAAGUUAUCGGAUCGCAAUAAUAACGAAAACACCCCAUGUCAACGUUAA
Messenger RNA from Naegleria fowleri, 2163 nucleotides. RefSeq lists its product as uncharacterized. The transcript has a single exon. Lineage: Eukaryota; Heterolobosea; Eutetramitea; Acrasida; Naegleriidae. Bases 1 to 2163 code for a protein of 720 amino acids. The record is from RefSeq and is a predicted model, not a curated record.